This is a messenger RNA of Neogale vison (American mink), 2596 nucleotides long. It is a transcript of the gene SH3KBP1, whose product is annotated as SH3 domain containing kinase binding protein 1. The coding region runs from base 100 to 2253 and encodes 717 amino acids. The transcript has 20 exons. Gene Ontology annotation, molecular function: protein binding. Lineage: Eukaryota; Metazoa; Chordata; Mammalia; Carnivora; Mustelidae. The record is from RefSeq and is a predicted model, not a curated record.
CGCGCCCGGAUCCCCGCGCCCGGAUCCCGGCGCCCGACCCCCGCGCCCGCCUCCGCCAACUUUCACGCUGCCUCGGCGGCCCGGCCCGGCUCGACGCCAAUGGUGGAGGCCAUAGUGGAGUUUGACUACCAGGCCCAGCACGACGAUGAGCUGACGAUCAGCGUGGGUGAGAUCAUCACCAACAUCAGGAAGGAGGAUGGAGGCUGGUGGGAGGGACAGAUCAACGGCAGGAGAGGUUUGUUCCCUGACAACUUUGUAAGAGAAAUAAAGAAAGAAAUGAAGAAAGACCCUCUCUCCAGCAAAGCUCCAGAAAAACCCAUGCACGAAGUGUCCAGCGGAAACGCUCUGCUAUCUUCUGAAACAAUUCUAAGAACCAAUAAGAGAGGCGAGCGACGGAGGCGCCGCUGCCAGGUGGCAUUCAGCUACCUGCCCCAGAAUGACGAUGAGCUUGAGCUGAAGGUCGGCGACAUCAUAGAGGUGGUAGGAGAGGUGGAAGAGGGAUGGUGGGAAGGCGUUCUCAAUGGAAAGACCGGAAUGUUUCCUUCCAAUUUCAUCAAGGAACUGUCGGGCGAGUCGGAUGACCUGGGCAUUUCUCAGGAUGAGCAGCUCUCCAAGUCAAGGCCUGAAGCUCUCCUCCCUCCAGCUUCUCUGCUGCCCUUUCCAGCUCAUGGAGCAAAAGGAAAGACUACCUUUGAAGGGACAAUUCUGUACCGAGCUGCGCCGGGAAAGACGGAGGGCCACAGACGCUAUUACAGUUUAAGGGAAACCACAGGCUCCGAGAGUGACGGGGGUGACUCAAGCAGUACCAAAUCCGAAGGUGCCAACGGGACAGUCGCAACUGCAGCAAUCCAGCCGAAGAAAGUUAAGGGAGUGGGCUUUGGAGAUAUAUUCAAAGACAAACCAAUAAAACUAAGACCAAGGUCGAUUGAAGUAGAGAAUGACUUUCUACCGGUGGAAAAGACUAUUGGAAAGAAGUUACCUCCAGCUGCUGCAACUCCGGACCCGACCAAACCAGAAAUGGACAGGACAAAGACCAAGGAUUACUGCAAAGUAAUAUUUCCAUAUGAGGCACAGAAUGAUGAUGAAUUGACAAUCAAAGAAGGAGAUAUAGUGACUCUCAUCAAUAAGGACUGCAUCGAUGUGGGCUGGUGGGAAGGAGAGCUCAACGGCAGACGAGGAGUGUUCCCUGAUAACUUCGUGAAGCUGCUUCCACCUGACUUUGAAAAGGAGGGCAAUGUAAGUCUUCCUGGCCUUGAGAGACCCAAGAAGCCGCCUCCUCCGUCCGCUCCUGUCAUCAAGCAAGGGGCAGGUACCACUGAGAGAAAACAUGAAAUUAAAAAGAUACCUCCUGAGAGACCAGAAACGCUUCCCAACAGAACAGAUGAGAAAGAAAGACCAGAGAGAGAGCCAAAACUGGAUUUACAGAAGCCCUCUGUUCCUGCCAUACCGCCCAAAAAGCCGCGGCCACCCAAGACCAAUUCUCUCAGCAGACCCGGUGCGCUGCCCCCCAGGAGGCCUGAACGACCAGUGGGUCCCCUGACCCACACCAGGGGUGACGGUCCAAAGAUUGACUUGGUGGGCAGUUCGAUUUCUGGCAUCCUGGACAAGGAUCUCUCGGAUCGCAGCAAUGACAUCGACUUAGAAGGUUUUGACUCUGUGGUAUCAUCUACCGAGAAACUCAGUCACCCAACCACAAGCAGACCAAAAGCCACGGGGAGGCGGCCUCCGUCCCAGUCUCUCACCUCCUCUUCCCUUUCAAGCCCUGAUAUCUUUGACUCCCCAAGUCCCGAAGAAGAUAAAGAGGAACACGUUUCGCUUGCACACAGAGGAGUGGAAGCAUCAAAGAAAACUUCAAAGACUGUUACCAUAUCCCAAGUGUCCGACAACAAAGCGUCCCUGCCGCCCAAGCCAGGGAGCAUGGCUGCAGGGGGCGGUGGUGGGCCAGCCCCUCUGUCCUCGGCGACAUCCGCCCCCCUGUCGUCCUCUUUGGGAACAGCCGGACACAGAGCCAACUCCCCGUCUCUGUUUGGCUCGGAAGGAAAACCAAAGAUGGAGCCCGCAGCCGGCAGUCAAGCGGCCGUGGAGGAGCUAAGGACGCAGGUCCGCGAGCUGAGGAGCAUUAUCGAGACCAUGAAGGACCAGCAGAAACGAGAGAUUAAGCAGUUACUGUCAGAGCUGGAUGAAGAGAAGAAAAUCCGUCUUCGGUUGCAGAUGGAAGUUAAUGACAUAAAGAAAACUCUUCAAUCAAAAUGAAUACUUGAUAAAUGAAAUAUCACAUUAUUCAUCCUGAGUCCAAGACUCAAAUGUUCCGCCCCAGCCAAAAUAACCUUGUGCCAAAAGAUUAAAGGUUUGCCUCCAUGUGUCCCUGUUUGAAAGGUUAGCACAGAAGUCUUGAUAGCACAACACAAAUCCCAUCUAAGAGGAGAUUCCUCCCCAUGGAAUAAUCCUGGGCAUGGCACUGGCUGUGACUUAGAGCAAAUUGUGCUAAAGGCUUUUUUACUAUGAGAUCUCAUGCGAAAUGAAAACUCAGGCAGUUUAGUCCAUAGUGGUACUAUUUUGAUGAUAUUUUCCAUUAAUAAAAUGUAAUUUCAGAUUA